Messenger RNA from Lathyrus oleraceus (garden pea), 738 nucleotides. Its product is annotated as 14 kDa proline-rich protein DC2.15. NCBI's taxonomy places the organism in Eukaryota, Viridiplantae, Streptophyta, Magnoliopsida, Fabales, Fabaceae. The transcript has a single exon. The record is from RefSeq and is a predicted model, not a curated record. Bases 47 to 442 code for a protein of 131 amino acids.
ACUUCAAUCAACACAUACUGCUACAUUUAGUUUGUAAACAAUAAUCAUGGCUUUCAACAAAUUCUCUUUAGUAGUUUUAGUGCUUUCUCUUCUUUCCUACUCAACAUUCACUGAUGCUAAUGGUUGUCCACCAUCACCAAAUCCAAAACCUUCACCCGCUGCUUCUCCACCGUCUUCCCAAAGUUCCUGCCCUAAGGACACCUUAAAGUUAGGGGUUUGUGCCGACCUAUUAGGGUUGGUUAAUAUUGUUAUCGGAGACCCUCCUUCGGGUAGUACUUGUUGCGCAUUGAUCAAAGGUUUGGCUGACUUGGAAGCCGCAAUAUGUCUUUGUACCGCACUUAAGGGCAAUGUGCUUGGAAUCAACUUGAAUGUGCCUAUCGCGCUCAGUUUGAUCCUUAGUGCUUGUCAGAAAACCGUUCCUUCUGAUUUUCAAUGCGUCUAAGAGGUUUUGUGUCUGUUGUCGAAUAAGUAUAUACGUGCACUAUAAUAAUUGUUUCUCGUACAAGAGAAAUGUUUGUGUUUUAAAGAAUUGUUAGCAACACAUUCUCUAACGCUUUUAGUAAAAACAUUUUGCUAUGUUAUCGGUUGAAGAACGUGUUACUACCAAUUUUUUAAACUUAUUUUAUGUCAGUUGUUAAUGUGUAAUUUGUUCAAACAUUAAUGUGUGUAGAUCUGUUAAUUGAGAUGUUUCAUUAAACUAAUAAUUGGGUAAGAUUGUUUUCCCAAAUUAUUGUCUUA